Manis javanica (Malayan pangolin) is the source of this 3329-nucleotide messenger RNA. It is a transcript of the gene POLR2C, whose product is annotated as RNA polymerase II subunit C. Gene Ontology annotation, cellular component: RNA polymerase II, core complex. Lineage: Eukaryota; Metazoa; Chordata; Mammalia; Pholidota; Manidae. Gene Ontology annotation, biological process: transcription by RNA polymerase II. Gene Ontology annotation, molecular function: DNA binding; protein dimerization activity. The record is from RefSeq and is a predicted model, not a curated record.
AUGCUAAUGGAUAAGUAUGGCAACUCUACAUCUCUGUGCCCAGGUUUCCCAUCAGUAAAUGUGGGUGAUGGGCCUUUGCCCUCAUCAUUAGCUCCCUUGGCUGCUAUUGUCUGUCACUAACCAUUUUGGUGAUACAUUCUUUAGUGUUAAUAAUUUUUUUCUGCUACACUGGCUGGGCUCCCUUUGCAAGUCUGGUUAACUCUGUUAGUCUGCUCAGCCUGCUUGUACAAUACCAUAGACUGCAGGUGCACUUCAAAAACAGAGAUUUAUUUUUCACAGUUUUGGAGACCACAAAGUCCAAGAUCAAGGUACCAGCUAAUUCAGUUCCUACUGAGGGCUUGCUUUCUGACUUACCACCUUGUCACUGUCUUCUCAUAUGGCUGUUCUUAUAAGGAUGCUAAUCCCAUCAUAAGGGUCCUACCCUCAUGACCUCCCAAAGACUACAUCUCCCAAGUACAAUCACAUUGGGCUUCAGCAUUCAGAGGCACACAAAGUCCAUGGCAUUUGUCUCUGCUUUGCUGUCUCCUAUCUAAGUUGACUAUUGAUGGGUAGUGUCACAAGCUAACAGGUGUUUCCAGUCUCUUGUGGGCCUUCCACUGGUGCCUUUCUGCACCUCUCUAGUUCUUUUUAUCUCCUUACACCCUGUCAAGUUCCCAACAAUAGCUAUCUCAAAUUUCAUUCCAUUCUCUCUUUUAUUCUUCAUAGUAGCCCUCUUGCAUUCAGCAGACAACUUUAAUUCUUAGUUUACUGAGAUGACACAGGCUGUAGAGCAAGGGCCCCCAUAAUGCCCUUUCUAUCUCAGGAAGAGGUGGUAUUCUUUUCUAAGGCAAACUCCUCUAUCUGAUUACUCUUCUGCCCCCUAAAUGUAGUUCCUGCCAAGUUCUAUUUUAGAGCCUCUUCUCUGCGUGAGCAUCUGCCACCUUUUUGAGGUCCAUCAAAUCUCACCAGGCUGUUGAGGGGACUUUGGUAAUUCCUUAUUGAGCAUUCACUCUAUGAAGUGCACGAUGCAUGCGGGUGCAGAGAUGAAGAGUCCCCGUCUACCCCCACAACAGUUACACAGAACUGUAGAUGAUGCAUUGAAGUAAAGAGUAUUGUAGCUUCCUGUAGUUUCAGAAGAGCAUGAUCCACACCUGAAGGUAGAAGGGAAAGGAGAUAUACCUAUCAUUCCACUAUACUUUGCUAAAGUAUACUCACUGCUAAGGUAUACUUCUGUUUUCCCAUAAACGUGCAAAUUUACUCCAUUCUUUUAAAGGUGUCACAGUAUUUCUAUGUAUAUUUAGGCAAGUCUAUAUCAAUGGACAGUUAAGUUUUAUUAUCUUUCGCUGUUAUGAACUGUGGUGAACUCCCCUGAACAUGUAUCGUUUGAAUACAACUGCAGUAUUUUGCAGUAUGCAAUCCCAGAAACGUUACUGUGAGUCAAUAACCUGUGCGUGCUUUGCCAAAUGUCUGCUCCAAGAUGGUUGGACGUGGUGCAUUCACAGCAGGUUGGGAUGUAAAACGUCGGGCCUGGAGCAGUCCUGGCCUCCAGGCACCAGGUGGCGCUGUGGGCGCGUCUCCGCGGAAGCGGCAAGGGCCGCACUGGCCAACUUCCGGCGACAGCGGAGGAGGCGCAGCCAGGCCGAAGCGCAAUCCCGGGCGGGCAGUGGGGAGAGAUGCCGUAUGCUAACCAGCCCACCGUGCGAAUCACGGAGCUCACCGACGAGAAUGUCAAGUUCAUCAUCGAGAAUACGGACCUGGCGGUGGCCAAUUCUAUUCGGAGGGUCUUCAUCGCUGAGGUGCCCAUAAUAGCCAUUGACUGGGUUCAGAUUGAUGCUAACUCCUCGGUCCUUCAUGAUGAGUUCAUCGCUCACCGUCUUGGAUUAAUCCCACUCACAAGUGAUGACAUUGUGGACAAGCUGCAGUACUCCCGGGACUGUACGUGUGAAGAGUUCUGCCCCGAGUGCUCCGUGGAGUUCACUCUCGAUGUGCGGUGCAAUGAAGACCAGACUCGUCACGUCACCUCUCGAGACCUCAUCUCCAACAGCCCCCGGGUCAUUCCAGUGACGUCCCGGAACCGAGAUAAUGACCCCAAUGACUAUGUGGAGCAGGACGACAUCCUCAUCGUCAAGCUGAGAAAAGGCCAGGAGCUGAGGCUUCGUGCCUAUGCCAAAAAGGGCUUUGGCAAGGAACAUGCCAAGUGGAACCCCACUGCCGGGGUGGCUUUUGAAUACGAUCCUGACAAUGCCCUGAGGCACACAGUGUACCCCAAGCCGGAGGAAUGGCCAAAGAGUGAGUACUCCGAGCUGGAUGAGGAUGAGUCACAGGCUCCCUAUGACCCCAAUGGCAAGCCAGAGAGGUUUUACUACAACGUGGAGUCCUGUGGCUCUCUGCGCCCGGAGACCAUUGUCCUCUCAGCCCUCUCCGGAUUGAAGAAGAAGCUGAGUGACUUACAGACCCAGCUAAGCCACGAGAUCCAGAGUGAUGUCCUAACCAUAAACUAGCUGCAGCUCACCUGCAGUAGCAAAAAGGGAUCUGAGCCAGCAGCUGGAUUUCAGAUUUCCUGAGGUUCUAGUUUCUGGGGUCUGGAUAGUUGCUGCUCAAGCUUCUUGGUAAAGCCAUCAAUACCAACGAGAAGGCAGCAGUGGGAAGAGUGAGCCCAUCCCAGCCUUGCUUAGCCGCAGACAGAGUCCCAGGGGGCCACUGAUAUUUGAGGCAGGAGUCUUUUGAGCACCACUGGCCCUGCCUGCUACUUGCCAGUAGCACUUCCCUUAACCCUACCCUGUUUCCUUAGUGUGCCGAUGGGCCGGGUCAUAACUGCUCUGUUGAGAGCCACUGAGCUGGACUCCCCUCCUCUCUGGUCAUCUCAGCUGUGCACAUCAAACCCUUUCUGACCAAAAGUUGGGAUUUUCAGUUGUACCUUAGGUGUCUGCUGUUCAGGUUGAGAGCUACACUCCUUCUUCAGGUUGCCUACAAACUCUUUCAGUCCCUGUAGUGGCAUGUAGUGGGACUUCAAAUUGCCAAGUGAAUUUAAUUGGAGAACCCUUUGAGAAUAGUGUUAGAUCCUGACUGCCCCCAGCCCCAUAUAAACUAUUUCAUUCUCUAUCCAUCAGUUAGGAACUUCAUUGCCAGUAGCCCAAUUAUUUAGUUCAGAGGGUUGGAGGGCAAGGUCUGUCCUUGACCCCUUUUCCCUGUAGGCCGGAACAUACCCAAAGCCAUAUUUGUGUACAGCCUGGCCAGAGAGGCCUGGAGAAAAGCAGAGAUCCAGUACAGAAAAGGAAGGGAUAUUUAUUAACAAAAGUUGUCUUUUUAAAAGUUUUUAUUUUUGGCAAUAAAGAGCACAACAUAAUCUC